Molecule: messenger RNA, 1798 nt
Organism: Atta colombica
Lineage: Eukaryota; Metazoa; Arthropoda; Insecta; Hymenoptera; Formicidae
Product: L-asparaginase
Exons: 7
Coding region: 124-1662 (512 amino acids)
Molecular function (GO): asparaginase activity; protein binding
Source: RefSeq, a predicted model, not a curated record
CGAAUCUCUGCGAUUCCAGUAAUAUGACCAUGGAUGGCUGGAUUCGUAUUGCUAACGAUAUUAAGUUCCAGUUAAUCUAAUCUUACUCGAGUUAAAAUCUAAUCCUCAAGUUACAAGGAAAGAAUGAUUAAACUUGCAACCAAAGCUCUCUAUACGUGUUUAAUAAAGGAAUCUUACGAGCGCUUCGACGGUUUUGUGAUCCUUCACGGCACCGACACCCUCAGUUACACUGCAUCCGCUCUUUCUUUCAUGCUCGAGGCUCUAGGCAAGACUGUCAUCCUAACCGGUUCACAAGUACCGAUUUUUGACACGAGAAGCGAUGGUCUGGAUAACUUUCUCGCGUCUCUCGUAAUCGCGGCGAAUUACAAUAUACCUGAAGUAUGCGUGUUCUUCGGUACAAACUUGUUGCGCGGCAAUCGGACGAGCAAGGCGUCUGCGACAUCAUUCGAAGCAUUCCAGUCACCGAAUUUUUCACCUCUCGCCAUGGCAAACGUCAAGAUUGAAGUGGAUUAUCGUUUGAUUUUCCGUCCCUGUACUAUGGAGAAGUUCUACGUACACGCAUCACUUAAUCGAAACGUAGGCCUGCUCCGGUUAUUUCCCAGUAUUACUUCCAACCUGGUCAAGGUGUUUCUUCAACCACCCAUCGAGGGAGUCGUGCUGCAGUCCUACGGCUUGGGAAAUAUUCCGACAAAUCGCGAUGAUAUCAUUGAAGAGCUUAGCGCGGCGACAAAGCGCGGUGUGAUUGUUGUGAAUAUCACACAAUGUACGACCGGAUGUGUCUCGGAUAUAUACGAGGCUGGAAAAUUGCUCCAAAAAGCUGGUGUGAUAUCGGGCUUUGACAUGACACCGGAGGCCGCGUUGACGAAACUCGCGUAUGUCUUAUCGAAGAAGGAUUGGGAUACAGAAACCAAGCGACAAAUGAUGCAAACGAAUUUACGGGGCGAACUGACUGCCGGUCGACCACCCACAAUACAGGAUUGGGACUUGGUGGAAGCUGUCGCUAGCUCCUUGAGAUUAUCCUCAACAGUAGAACUUCAGGAAUUGGGGUCGAUCCUUUUUCCAGCUAUGCUGAACGCUGCAGUAGUGAGGCGCGAUGUUGUGAAACUCGAAUCUUUAAGAGGAUACGGCGCGGAUAUCUCGCAAGUAAACGCAGAUGGUCGAACGGCUUUACACAUAGCCUGCUGCGAGGGAGACUUGAAAGUCGUGCGACGUCUUUUAAAAAUGGGUGCAAAUGUUCACAUUAAGGAUCGUUUUGAUCACACGCCUCUCACUGACGCGAUCGAAUACGAUCAUCAUGAGAUCAUCAGGAUAUUACUACAAUGUGGAGCACAUCUUCACGGCGAUGCUGUGCUGAUCAGCGAGAAGAUGUGCAUGGCCGCGACCGCAGGAAACACGAAGCGUCUGCAGUCGUACUUGCUGGCUGGCGCUGAUCUGUCGCAAAAGAAUUUUUCUGGACGCACGCCACUGCAUUUUGCUGCUCUUCAUGAUCACACGGAAGCGAUUGAAUUCCUGUUAGAUCACGGCGCAGAUCCGCAUUGUCUCGAUAUGCUGGGACAAACCGCGAUGGAUCUCGCAGAGGCUACGCGAGCUGCGAGAGCCGCGCGUUUGUUAACGUCUUUCAAGCAGAAUGCCAUUCACGAUGAUGACAAAAUUACAGUGUGAAUACAAAAUCUUGUAUUGCUUGUCCAUAUUUUAGAUUCGAGUAUACGAUGCUCUAACUUUAAAUAAGACUUAAACUUUUUUCUCUCUUUUUCUGUCUCUCUCGCUUGAGAGAAAGAAAGAGAGAGAAAGAGAGAAA